CAAAUUCAAUUCAAAUUUUUUAUUUGAUGUGAGAACAUCUUUCGUACGGCAGAAACGCGUUUCGUUACUACGGGCGUUUUUUUUACAAUAUUUCUUUUGGAAGAGAAAAAGAAAACAACAAGAAUACAAAAAGUUGAAACUGGUAAAAAUAUUAACAAAAUGGCAAAAUUGUGUUGUUGAAACAAAAGAAAUAAAAUUUCUGUGCAAAAUAUUCGGUUUACGAGGUUUUAAAGCGUUCUGUUAAGUGUUUGUGCAGAGUGAAAAAGGUGAAGAAAAAUAAGAAAUAAUUUUAAUCACACACAACGCGAAGAAAAUAAAAGCAGGAAAAAAAUAAGUAAAAUAAGAAACGUCAUUAAAGUGUAUUACAAAACUGAACAUUUUUUUAAAAAACAAAACAACAACGAUUUUAAUUAGUGGAAGAAGAAUUUUAAAAUAAAAUUAUUAUCAGAUCCCCCGUCUCUUCCCCAACCCAAAAACCAAGCACCAACCAAAAGUGUUGGCAUCUCUUUUUAACCCAGUGUUUUUAACAAAUUUAAUCUAUCAACAACAAGUCUACGUCAAGCAAGUUUCUUUUGUGUGGAAGGGCCUAAGUGCCCUCGGCUAUGGCCUUUAUGAUGAAAAAGAAAAAGUAUCGUUUCAAUGUCGAAGUACAAUUACAAGAACUAGAAAAUGUAACGCUUGUCAAUGAGGUGCUAUUUGCCAAAAUCCGUUUGCUGGAUGGUGGUUCAUUUCAAGAAUACAGUAGCAGGGAGGAAGUACGCAACCAUCGCGUAGAAUGGAAUCGCAGUUUCGAAUUUCCCUGCAAAAUGUCAGCAAAUGCCUCAACGGGGGUCCUCGACCCCUGUUAUCUGCGCAUUUCCAUACGCAAAGAGAUGAAGGGUGGCCGUAGUUAUUAUAAGUUAGGUUUUAUUGAUUUAAAUCUUGCCGAAUAUGCUGGCGCUGGUUUAACCUCGCGACGAUUUCUACUCGAAGGUUACGAUUCGAGGCAUCGUUUAGAUAAUUCCAUGUUAACUGUAUCCAUAAAAAUGUUAAUGUUAAGUGGUGACAUAUUAUUUAAGGCUCCUACACCAAAUUUAAAAAAUAAACAAAAAACACCCACAGAUGAUUUGGUCACCGGAUCGACGGGUGUUGGUCUGCAAUCGCCCACAUGUUUAACACCCACAUUACCCAUUGGGGUAACAACACGUCCUGUAUCUGGUAUAAGAGAUGAUGAUUCAGAUCCCCAACAUGUAAUAGCUUCCAUUGUUACCGAUUCUGGACAUUCUGAAUCAUCAGAAUCUGCCAUUACACUAACAUCCGAUGCGUUAUUCAUGCAACAGCAGCAAUUACAACAGCAGCAGCAGCAGUUGCAACUGCAGCAACAACAACAGUCGCAGCAGCAGCAACAACAAAACAAUCAACAGCAUUUGCCAUCAUCUUCCUACCCACCACCACCAUCAUCAUCAUCAUCUGUUGCAACUCUAGUUCCAGGUGUUUCACUAACGAAUGCACAACAAACCUAUGGUGGCAUUGGUGGUACGGGUGGCAGUGGUGGUGGUGGUGGCGGCGUUGGUAGUGGUGGUGGUCUUUCGGGCAGUAUUGGUGGUGGUGGCAGCAUUGGUGUUGGUAUUAUUGGCAGCAAUAAUUGUGGCACCACCACAACAACAUCAUCGAUUGGCGGGGUAGGAGGUUUAACGACAUCGGGUGCCACAGUUCCAGGCCUAGAAAUGGGUCAUUCAAGAAAUUCCAGUAAUACUAGUCAAAUGUCAAAAGGUUCCGGUUACAGUAGUUUUUCGCACAGUCAGCAUUCUCGUCAAAGUUCUGAGGGUGACUCAGGGCAUGCAAGAUUCAGCAAAUCCGUUUCUCUUCUGAAUAGACUUAAUCAGAGAGCUAUGAAUGCUAUGCGCUUGCAUAUAUCCACUUUAAAAUAUCACAAUGCCCCGCCAACUAUAUUGGACACUGGAAGUGGUGGAUUGACAACUACGGGUGUUGGAACUGCUGGCGGUGGUGGUUUAAUGGGCAUUGCUGUGAUAAAUAUCGACGAAAACGAUGAAUUGGCCUUCCAGACACCCAACUGUUCCGGACGCGAAGAUUUCGGAGUGGAAGAUUUCCGAACACCUUUGAAUGAAAUGCCCUCACCACCACCCUUAUCGGCCAAUUCGGUGUAUAGUAUGAACUAUUUAAACACACCCUCGCCCACAUAUCGUAGCGUUAAUAGCAAUAGCCAAUAUGGCUCACGCGAUUCAGAUCUCAAUCAACGUGGAACCGGUGACAGUGAAAGUGAAACUGCCGAUGAUUCGGGAUUGGAUGAGAAUUUCCAUACACCUCGGGUGGCAAAAAUCAAGUCAAUGGAGAAUCUUUCCAUUUUGGAAAUGGAAUUCCACAAGGCUUCCCAGGAAUUGGAUCGUAAUUCACCGCGACGUCUGAAGCUGCUGGCCGAGAGGGAACGCAUGCAAAUGCCAAAGAUGAAGUCGCUGAACAAUCUCUGUUUCGAUGAUUACUCGGAGGAACAAGUGAGGGCUGAAUUCCAGCAGAUACGGGAACAACGGUUGGAAGAGAAAUAUCGCUUCAAUUUACAACAUCGCAAGAGUUCGACGUCGUCGACAAAUUCCGGCAAACUGUUUGUCAAACAUACCAAAGUGGGCAAUGCCAAGUUCAUUGGCAACGAGUACGACUCACCCCAACCGCAACCCCAACCUCCCCCAACCAUUGUACAUUUUCCCAUACAGAAAAUGCGCUCAAUGGGCACGAUACCGGAUGUGGUAACGGAACGCAUUGAACCGGAUCCAUUUUUAACACCAACCUCCGGCCGGAGACCGAAUUUCCCCCUGGAGACCCAAUCGGCCGAGAAAGCUGCUGUGCCAACCUAUGCCAUGACUCGUCUACUCAACUAUGAUUGUGUAGAUGGAGCCCAUACACCACAAAAUCAUCAAUCGCAUAGCUCUCUCAAUGAGCUAUGUCCGCAGGAUCGUAUGGGUAAAUUUAUGCUAACCCAACCGGCGGCGGAUGCUUCGUUUAUGUCACGCACCCCCUUCGAACGGGCCUAUCGCCGCACUCUCAUGAAAAGUUCAACACCCUUUCGCCAGUCGUUUGGUUUGGCCCAAUACAACAGUGAGCUGGUCGGCGCCGAAAAUUGUGUUGCAGCGACCAGACAUUCCAAUCACAAUGCCGGCGUUUAUGAGUUAAUGAGGAAUCCCAGUUCUGGCUCCUUAGUUAUAAGUGAAACUGGUUCAUUGGAUCGCAUGAAGAAUACGGUGAAAAGCAAAAAAGGUCCCCUUGAUGAUGGUCCACGGGUCUCCGAUCGUGUGGAGGAGACCAGGGUAAAUCCCAAUUCAUUGAUUGAUGAGAUUUUGAAGGAUACAAAAUUGGAUCAAUUAGAGGAGUCGGCGGAAACAUCCGGUCUACAAUUGUUCAUAGCUAAGGAUGGCACCACCACAUUUGGCACCCAAGAGGUCAAGUCCCGUGUCUCUGCAGGGGCAUUCAAACAGGUUGUUAUGGAAAAUCCAAGAUAGUAGCAUAAAUUCCAUAUAUUUACAUGCAAAUAUAUAUAUUUGUUGGACACAAGACUUUUCUUUAUUUGAAAACAAAACAACAACAACAAAACAAAACCAACCACAACAACUACUAUUAAUAUUACAACAACAAAGAAUACCUACUAUAAUAAUAUAAAUAUAAAAUAAUAUAUAUGAUAAACUAUAAAAGAAGAGAAACAAAAAAUAAUACAAAACACUACUAUUACAACAACAACAAAAUUUGCUAUAAAAGAAAAUAAAAUCAAUCCAAAACUCAAAUCAAUGUUGAACAAAACCAGAUGCAAAAGCAAAAAAAGGAAAACAACAGAAAAUAGUAAAUCAACAAUUUUUUUGAAAUUCAAGAGAGAAAAAAAUCGUAAACGUUUUUAAAAUGGGAGGUUUACAAAAAAUAGAAACAGAGAUGUCAUUCAAAACCCAAUAUUACACAGUAAGAGCCCAUCAGCAUCCAGAGCUAGCACAUGAACUGAAAGAUCCCAUAAAAUGUCAUAAGAAGCGGCCAAUUAAUUUCGAAUAUCCUUUUUUCUGUCAAAAUUUUUGCUUUCGACAAAGAAAUUUAGUUACAACGCUCGAAGAGCUUCCGAUCUAUUAUAAUCUGCCUGAUAAAAAUUUGUUUUGAAAAGACGUUUGUUGAAUCGUUGUUCAGAAGAAUUCAAAGUAUUGUUCCCUUAAAGUAGUUAGUUUAGCCCCUUACAACAAACAUGUUUGAAUAAUCAAUGAGAUUCAGAAAGGCUCUUUUUUGUAGAAUUUGAAACGAAAUAAAUUAACAGUGAGAGCCACCAGCAUCCAGAGCUAACACAUAAACUGUAGGGUCCCACAGAAUAUAAUGGAGAAGUUGGUAUUUCUAUCUGAAUUGUUGUCAAAACUCGUGCUUAGGGGUUCAGAAGAAAUUAAAAUAUUAUUCCUAUGACAUAGUCAAUUUAGCGCCUUAGGUUAGGCUGGGUUACAGUAUGCGCAGCUAAACUAAAUUCGAUACCAUUCUGUUCAUCCUCGGAGACCAUUCUGUUCAUCCUAGAGGGAUUAGUUAUGAAAGGAAUGAUACAAGAAGAGAUAAUGCACAAAAUAGUACGUUUGCGUAGAUCUCAGUCGUUGAUGAGACUUCAAUGAAUGUAGAUAUGCGUUGGAGAUGCAUGCAUUGUUGUUCCGUUCACAUUAAGAAAACAAAUGAUAGAGAGCUUUUGUAGACAAAUAUGAAUAUAUUGGGCUUAUAUCUAAUGUUUUAUUAUCCCACAACACUAUGUGUUGGAGGUAUUAUAAGUUUGAUUGUCCCAAAAAUUAUGUAACACCUCGAAAUAAUGGCCCCGGACAUACGAAACUAUAUAUGGAUCUUCCUAUCUCGCCGAGCUGAAUCGAUCUAGCUAUGUAUGCCCGUCCGUCCGUCUGUCCAUUUUAAUUUGUAAUAACUAUACAGGUCGCAAUUAUGGCCCGAUCUUUACAAAAUUUAGCAUGGGGUCAAGUUCAGAAUUAUGCGAUAUUAUGCGAUCAUCUUCAAAAACAAUAGGCUUCUGUUUUUGAAAAUGUUCGUAUAAUAUUUAGGAUUUAACAUGGACCAAACAGAUUUUUUUUUCCUGAUUUUGCAGUUGCUCUACAGGUCGCAAUUAUAGACCAUUAUUGGGUGUAUUAUAUUCAAGUCGCAUUUAAUGUCCGAUUUUCCACAAAUUUUACAUGGGGAUGGAGUUAGGAUCAGAAUUAAAGCCUAUUGUUAUUCAAGAUGUAUUAUUAGGUAUUCAAAUGGACCAAAAAUUAAAACUUUUCGCUGAAAUUGCAGUGGCUCUACAGGUCAUAGUUAAAAAGCAAUCGACACGGAGUUUUGCAGGGUUAGGGUUACGGACAGCGCAGAUGUCUAGCAUUAUGGACAAACUUUGAUAUGUUCUGAUUUACCAUGAUAUGUUUUUAGAGAACCUUUUGGAUGUUGGGAUCUAUAUCUGAGAAGAACGUUAGUGUUCCGUGUGGCGUUUGCAUAGUAGGUGUUCAAACAUCUCGAAAUCUUUUUGUCUUUAAAUUGUUGCUGAUAUUGCAAUGGCCAAUCAAUAGCCCACCACGAUUCUUAGAUCGGAGCUACUAAUUGAAAUUUUUUAUAAUUUGUGAAAAUUAUUAACAGUGGUGCACUUUAUUUAACAUGAUCUGAAACAAAAUAACGAUGAAUGCAACUAUUUUAUGGUUUAAAAUCGAAGUAGGAUUAAUGUUGAACUAGAUGUCUAUUUCACAAGUCCAUUGAAGGAACCUCUUAUUUUGUCAGGCUAUUAAUGCUCUUGCUGUUUCCAGUGAUUUCGCAAGAAAGUGGUCCUGGAUUGUUAUUGAAAACGCUGACAGUCUACCAGAAUCACUUCGACAUUACAGCGCCAGAUUCACAGUCUGCCUAAAAUCAUUCAAUGUUUAAUUGUCAAUGCAAUUGAAAACAAAACCCUGAUGCGUUAUUUGAGCCCAUACUAGCUGUACUGUAGUUCACAUUUGUAAGAUUUGUCAGUCAAUAAGUUACUAUUUUUCUGCAUAGCAUUUUUUCACAAAAAAAACUGGAAUUUUUAAUCAAAUAUAGAAUCAAAGGUUUGAAAAUUAACCACUCUAUUCUAAUUAUUACAGGUACCAGCUGAUUUAGCUCUAUAGUAAUACUAAUGUCAAAUCCGAUAUAAAUUUUUGUGAUUUAAUUCCAUUCCUCGAUACAUAAUAGGUAUGUGGUUUUUAUAUUUAUUGUACAACAACAUCCAAUUCGUUUUCCAUCUUAGAACCACCAGAUUGUCAUACCAUCCCGAGAAUGGAAAUCACUCACUAUCUUUUGAUUUAUCUUAUCACAUUUGGCUAUUUCUAGUAACUGAGGCCCGUUUUAUUAAAUUUGUUGUUUUGAUCUCCGGAUUUUCAGUUCAUGUGUUGUGCAACAUGUCAAUCCCCUUUCUCCUCCCCCCACUUUUAACCAUAACUCUACAUCUAAAGCCAGAGCUAUACUGCUAGUGAGAAAUUAAAAACUCUACGCAGUCCUCCAGAAAUUGAAAAAACACAAAAAAAAAACAAGAAAAAAUAUACCAAAAAUUAAUAGAAAUACAUCUUUGAAAAGAAAACCUUAAGAACUUACAAAAAAAUAUUAUAAAAAAAAAUCUUUACAAAAUAUUGGAAGAAUAUUGUCAGAAAAAUAGAAACAAACGAAAAAAUAAAUAAAUCAAAUAAUUACCAUUUUACUCUAUAUAUUUGAAUGUAGAACUACAAUCUAUAUACAAUAACAAUAAUAACUAAAACAUAAAAACAAAACUAUAUACUACUCCCUUUUACCAACCAAACCUAACUAACUAACUAACCAACCAACCUACCUACCGUUUGCAAAAACAAUAAUAUGCAACUUUUUAACUGAAAGAAGAAUACGAAAAUCCCCAAAUCCUUUUGUUUUGGAAUAAAGGACAAUUACCAUCCAUAUAGCAGCAAAUAUCAUCUUCAUUUUUAAACAGUGUACACCUUUAUUUGCAGCCCAUUCACCCGGCAGAGCAUUUUACUUUAUAUUAAGCCAAGAAAUGGAAGGUUCCGUGAUUAAAGUGUCUGUUAAAAUGCAAAAGAUUUCCUCUGACAAAGAAGUUUUUCAAUUUGGUUUUUCAAUUUCGCCCUCUUUGAAACAAUAGAUUUAUGUAAAAUUUGAUUUUUUUAACGAAAAAUUGACCGACAAACAUUUUCCAAAAUCAGUUAAAAAUUUGAAAAAUUUUAAAAGUCCUGCGGCUGGAUUCUUUUUCUACGAAUUUUUGUGAAAUUAAAAAUUUUAUAAAGGAAAGAAAUGUCAAAUGAAAAAUUUUAUAAAGGAAAUAUUUCUCAUUUCAUAUUUUCAUAGAACAAGAAUCCAGCCCCUGGGCCUCAAUUCUCGUUCUAUGAAAAUAUGAAAUGAAAAAUAUUUUCUUCAUAAAAUUUUUCAUGUGACAUUUCUUUCAUUUAUAAAAGUUUCAUUUCUCAUUUUCAUAGAACCAGAAUUGACCCCCUGGUCCCCUUUUAUUAUUUGUUUGUUUUGUUAUUAUUGAAGAUCCAAUCAGUUCAUUGCUUAAGUCUGGCGUAUUUCCCCAAUUGGCUUAACUUCACAGUACUCACUAUUAUAGAGAGUAAUGUUAUUUAAAAGGAAAGUGGGUCUAUAUAAUACUUGCUGAACGCUACCAAUAUCGUGAUUUUACCCCUGCGAAGGAAAUAUGAUCUUAGCAUUUUCAGCUUUUGGAUAUGACGACUUUGUUGAAAAGCCAGCUAGCUCUAUAGGUGUCGAGCAUACUCGAAUGUCCUCAAGCAUUCUACUGGUCACAUUCUUCAGGCGGUAUUUUUCGUUAGCAUUUCCUAUCGUAUCGUCCUACAGUAACUGGCCCUCUAAUUUUCCCCCAAGUCUAUGAACUAUAUCAACAAAUUUUAAAUGAAAUCAUGAUACAAAACUUCUAAAUUUUAAGCCUAUAUAUCUGUGAGAUAUGGAAUUGAUUUGUGAACCGCCAUGACAAACAAAAUUGUUGUGAUAUUCAAACAAAGUUUUUUUCUCUUGUUAAUAUCUGAUAUUUUUUGGACCUUUGUUUUCUAUUAAACCGAGAGGAUUUGUUCUCAAAGAUUAAUUGAAAUUAAAUUCUAUUGAAGAAAUUUUUAAAAAAUACUGCUUUUUGGAUCUAUCUAAACAUAAAUUUCAAAAUUAAACUGACAUGUUAUCGUAACUAUUUGUUAUAUGGUCUGUUCCAAAACCCGCAAGAAUCUUCUGGUUUAGCAAUUUUUUCGAUAUCAUGAAGAAAAAUUUUGUUAUCUUAGAAAAAACUUUUACAUUCUUGCUGUUCUGGAACCAAACAAUAAUAAACUGUACGAUUGAGGACACUUUCUUUCUACUUAAACUAAUCUUGAAAAGAAAACAUAAUAUCCAUUUAAAAUCAAACAAUGUGAUGGAAAAGCCCAUGUAAACCCCUGUACAGAUGGAUAUAACCCUGGCCAUGCCACAUAGAAAAUGUAAAAAACCAUUUUUAGAUAUUAUUUUUAUUCAUUUCUUUUUU
Messenger RNA from Musca domestica (house fly), 8485 nucleotides. RefSeq names its product probable serine/threonine-protein kinase DDB_G0267686. The transcript is spliced from 9 exons. Lineage: Eukaryota; Metazoa; Arthropoda; Insecta; Diptera; Muscidae. Bases 603 to 3491 code for a protein of 962 amino acids. The record is from RefSeq and is a predicted model, not a curated record.